Helicoverpa zea (corn earworm) is the source of this 3296-nucleotide messenger RNA. RefSeq names its product protein angel homolog 2-like. The transcript has a single exon. Gene Ontology annotation, molecular function: 3'-5'-RNA exonuclease activity. The record is from RefSeq and is a predicted model, not a curated record. Bases 509 to 1603 code for a protein of 364 amino acids. Lineage: Eukaryota; Metazoa; Arthropoda; Insecta; Lepidoptera; Noctuidae.
UAUUGCUUAACACAAUAUUAUUUAAAUAAAAGUUAGAGUACCGAAAUAUGCUAAUUUAGUUACACUUUUUCAAACAUACUGAUACCUAGAUCUAAUAUGAAUCGAUUCUUGAAAAUUUGUAUCGACAAUGUAAAGGUUACAUGCAGGCCCAUAAAUCAAAACGCGACUAAUUAGCGUGACCGAUGACAGGUGCAGCACUAACCGAUCAAUAAACGCAAGUUACACCAUCGCGAUCGCAGAUACUAUAGCGCUAUCUGUACUACACCGUAGUACAGCCACUUCGGGCACUUGUUGAACACCCGACGCAAAUAUUACAAGCUAUUACGAUGAAGAUACAAGAAUUCACGGCCCCAGAGGCCUUCGCUUAUCGCAUCAAACACAACGGCGGCCCGAACAAAUAGCCUCCACUUGGCGCACUGAAACCCCCUCAACACUCAGGUCAAGGGUGUGGGAAACUGUGGGGGUGGCCAGAGGAGCGUCUGACGGCAAAUACAUACAAAUAAAAGUUAUGUCGUACAACGUCUUAGCGCAAGGCCUGUUAGAAAAUCACUCGUAUCUACUUGAACGUUGUGAGCUCGAAUAUCUGCUGUGGGAGAACAGGUCCGAACUGCUCUACGAAGAAAUUAUAGACCAGUCGCCAGAUAUAUUGUGUAUCCAAGAAUUAGAAUCGACAUAUCUGAAUAGUUUUUUUUCAAGAUUUGAAGAAAUCGGAUAUUACGGUCUAUACAAGAAAAAAACUAGCAGAGGCAUCGAUGGCUGUGGGAUUUAUUUUAAAAAAGAUUAUUUUAAAUUGGAAGAUGUUGUUGACGUAGAGUUCUAUCAGCCGAAGGUAUCGAUAUUGAACCGUCACCACGUCGGUAUCAUCGCUAAGCUGUCGUCUUUCAGCAUGCCCGAGAAGCCUUUCGUGGUGGCGAACACGCAUCUUCUACACAACCCCAAGAAAGCACUCGUGCGACUAGCACAGUUGAGGAUAUUCCUUGCUGAGAUCGAUCGAGUCUCUUAUGUAUUUAACGGACGGGAUUCAGGGUACCUCCCUAUCAUAUUAUUAGGAGACUUUAAUUCUUACCCCGACAGUCUCGUCGUGCAGUUACUUAACGAAGGCCAAGUUAAUACACGUCUAGACUUUAAUAACAAUGAGUGGACUGAUAUUGGCAUCACGGAUAACUGUCAGCAUUUGUCGGUGUAUUUAAACAGGAAGGAGGGACGACAUACAAGUUUCAGUGAGGUUCAGAUAUAUAACUCUGUGUACAGCAACCAGUCGCGCAUGUACGAGCCACAAGCCCCAACAAAGCAAUUUCGUCACACGUGGUUCAGCGAAAUGUUCACCAGCGGGAUUCUCUCACAACCAUUUCACUUCCGAUCCGUAUACGAUACAAGGAGAAGAAAAAAUAAUUUCUACACUGAAGCGUCCAAUGGCAAAGAUUAUAUAGUAGUGGAUUACAUUUAUUAUAAUGCGUGUAGCGGCUUGCGGCCCUUGGAACGCCUUCAUCAAUAUACUGAUCAAGAAAUCAAGGAAUUUGGCAAACUGCCGAAUAAUGUGUUUGGGUCCGACCAUAUCUCGCUCGUGGCGGUCUUCGAGCUAAGCUCUAAAAGGCCAUACUAGUUGCUGUCGGUUGGAUACUUUUGUGUUCGUAAGUACCUACUCAACUAUUUUAUACAAUUUACAAAAUUGACUCCAUUUGUACUAACAGUGCAAUUAUUAGGUGUUACCUACUUCAUAAACGUUUUAAAAGUUGAUGUUAUUCGUAAAACUUUUAGAGCUCAAUUUUAAUAUCCUAUUAAAUGCAUGCCUCGGAUAAUUUCAUGAGUGAAAUGAUUGAUUUUUAAAGCAAAAUGAUUUUGUUUUUAUGUUUGAGCGCGACAUUGCAAGCGAUACGGUUAUUACGUCACGAUUUUGAGCGCGCGUGAUUUGAUGUCAGAACAAUGGCUUUUUUUUGUAAAAUGACUGUCGUGAUGGGAAUUCGACGAAACAAUAUAGCUCAAUGAAAAUAAUCGUCCGCAGGAGGUAACAUUUGGAUUUUUUCUGCGACGCCACAUAAUAUUACUUACUGGAUGUUAAAAUUGCGGUUCAUUAAAAGUUGUAGUUUAAUGUUUGUAACUUUUUGAUCUAAAUGUUGAUGAAUUUGACUGUAGUAGUCCGUCGAAUUAAUAAAUAUUUACAUGUCCAUUACGCAUUAUAUUUUAGAAUACAUUUUAUUGAGAUUAUAUCUAUUAUCUAAUUGUUAAUUUACCGAUAGUCUAUACAUUAGUUAUUAAAUUGUUUGUGUUGUGUUUGUUAACAUAUUAUUCUGGCCUAAGUGUUGUAUUAAUUUUAAGAAUUAGGUACCUACAGGUAUUUUCGUCAAUUAUUUUGAAUGAUCGGAGUGUUGCAUGUGGAAUUCACUCGUUAAAGAAAUGAAGCACAAUUUUUUUAGUAGGAGAAAAAGACUUAGCGUAUAUUUAAAAAAGUUGCUGACAUGUAAAGGAGAUAUUUUAAUCUACAGACAAUUUAAUGUAUUUUAUUAUUGUAUACCUACUAUGGUUGUACCUCAGUCCCUUUACAACGAAAACCUACAUACCGAGCUUUCUGAAUGAAAUUAUUUAUAAAGAAAGUAUGAAAUGUACCCAUUGUCAUAUUAUUGUAGGCUUGGAUUUUGUAUCCACCUGAAUAACCUAUUUGCAUUUAUGUGUGAAUGAACCUAUGAACCGACCAAUAUACCGACUGUGGCUGAAAGCUUUAACUUGGUAUUUUCGGGUGCUAGUAUGGCUAGGAAGGGUAUUAGGUACUUAUUACACAUUGUCAUUAGUACGAAAGCAUACGCAGAGCAAAAUAUGUUAUCCCACUGAUUUUCAGACUUUGGACAUAUAAGCCUACUGUCAGUCAUGUUCCUAUCUUUUUAAUUACCAGUUUGUAGAAAGCCGACUUUGAGAGGCUAGUUAUUGUAUUAUCUGCGUCUGCGAGAAGAUAGCCUUUUCCCUACUAUGUUGGGGCCAGCUUCCAGUCUUACCGCGUUUUUACCAUGGGCCACAUGAUGCGCCUUAGUAAGGAGGCUAGUUAGUUAGUUAUUGUUUGUUUAUUAUUUUUUAAUUAUUACAUAGACAGACAUAACUAAUGAUAAUGUGUAAGUAUUACGAAAGCGUGUUGAAAAGACGCGUUUUACGGACUGUCUACGCGGUAAUUUACCGAUUGCGGUGUUGUGCUAGUUGUAAUUCAUAAUUCUAUGUCUAUCUUUUAAUGUAAACAGUCCAUUUAGAAUGGAAUAAACUGUGUAUCGAUGUACUUUAUAAGUGUGAUUAAUAAAUGGUUGUGUGUAUAA